Penicillium concentricum is the source of this 255-nucleotide messenger RNA. RefSeq lists its product as uncharacterized. Lineage: Eukaryota; Fungi; Ascomycota; Eurotiomycetes; Eurotiales; Aspergillaceae. The coding region runs from base 1 to 255 and encodes 84 amino acids. The record is from RefSeq and is a predicted model, not a curated record. The transcript has a single exon.
AUGCCUACCAUCAUAGCGGUGCAGGAAUCGCUUGCUAUUGAGGCAGAGAAGUUGUCAGAAACUUUGAGCAAGACCAAAGGAUGGAGAAGUGCGCGCAUGGGUAGAAAAAGAGGCGGUCCGAGGGAUAUCCAGUGCGAGACGAAGAUGCAGGCUUAUCAGAUGGUUGUCGCCAUCUUGCAGUGGGAUAAUGGCGGUGCAGCUCGGAAUAUCAAGACGAUGAAGGACCUUGGGUGUUUUCUUCGGGUUCCCCAUUAA